Messenger RNA from Cimex lectularius (bed bug), 1298 nucleotides. Its product is annotated as trypsin-like. NCBI's taxonomy places the organism in Eukaryota, Metazoa, Arthropoda, Insecta, Hemiptera, Cimicidae. Gene Ontology annotation, biological process: proteolysis. Gene Ontology annotation, molecular function: serine-type endopeptidase activity. The transcript has 6 exons. Bases 38 to 1138 code for a protein of 366 amino acids. The record is from RefSeq and is a predicted model, not a curated record.
AUAAUUCCGCUCAGAGACGGCCACAACUCUGAAGAAGAUGGACCGACAAGGAAUUUACAUCUGGUUCGCCUUCGGCUUGGCCAUGAUCUACUCGGAGGCCGAGGAAGUGUGCGAGUGCACCGCAUAUUUCCGGUGCCCAAAUGACAAGAUUGUAACGGAUGGAAAAGGCAUUUUGGACAUCAGGAUAAACACAUGUUCUGGUAUCGACGUCUGUUGUUUGAUUCCCACGACGACGCCCGACCAACCAAAAUCAGUUAACGCACAAACUGUCUAUCCUGAGCCGCUUUAUCCAUGUUUGACGGACCCUUCUUCGGACGAUCCGACAGGAAUAAACUGUUCGACGAAAUACACCCUGCCGACGAUACUUGGGACACCGGGGUGCGGACGGAGGAGGUUCGGAUGGCUUCCAUCGAGGAUCUCGAACGCCGGCCUUUUAGCCAAGACAUUUUACGGUGAGGCGCCUUGGAUGGUAAUGAUAAUAAAUGUUGGUACAUUCUUUUGCGGCGGUACACUCAUCAAGCCUUCCUUCGUCUUGACGGCAGCACAUUGCAUUCCAGAUUUUUGGUUCAGUCGACUGACGGUCAGAGUGGGCGAGUACGACAUAGGAACGACGGAUGAGCCGAUCAAGCACGCUGACAAAAAAGUCAAGAGAGUCGUCUCUCACCAGGAUUACGACAGAAAAUACUUAUCCAAUGAUGUCGCUCUUAUUGAACUCGACACACCGGCCGUGUUAACCGAGACCGUAGACAUCACAUGCUUGCCCGACGGUGCCGAACCUGUCAAAACUGAGGAGUGCGUCGCCUAUGGAUGGGGAUUCACAGAUAAAAUCCAAGGCAUACUGAAGAAGGUGGACCAAUCGAUAAUCUCGAAGGACGAAUGCGAAAAUAGGAUGCGGCAUACACCGCUCGGCAAGAACUUCUCGCUCCAUCCCGGAUUCUUCUGCGCCGUUGGAGAAAUCACUAAAGAAAUCUGGAAGGGAGACGGUGGCGGCCCGCUUAUCUGUCCACAACAGAAGGACGACACCAGGCUCGUGCAGGUCGGAAUAAUUUCCUGGGGGAUCGAUUGCGGAAACCGGAAACCAACGGUUUUCGCCUCUGUCGACCACUACAUGCCUUGGAUCAAGCAGCAAAUUGGUUGACCAAAUCGGCCAUGCCGUCUUCCAACGAUCUAGUCCAUCCCGGAAAUUCCAUAAGUGAUUCCAGUGGAUUGAUUGCAAUCAUUAAAAAAGCCAAAUCAAACCAAUUUUGGAUAAUAAAUACUAGUAUAUAUAUUUUUACAAAUAAAUAGGUAUACAUGUA